GCGUGUCUUGGUCGGUGUAUUUGGUCCGCCAUGUGGCUGAGAACAGCAGUGUUGUUAGGUGUUGUGGGACACAGAGGAAUCGUGAGAACCAUGUGUGCCCAGGUGGGAGACUGGCAAAGUGCCAAAUCCAUCUACGAGUUCUCUGCCAACGACAUUGAUGGGAAUGAGGUGUCUCUUGAGAAAUACAGGGGGAAUGUCUGCAUCAUUGUAAAUGUUGCAUCCAAAUGAGGCAAGACCAAAGUAAACUACACUCAGCUAGCGGGAAUGCACGCCUCGUAUGCUGAGAAAGGUUUGCGCAUCCUCGGCUUCCCCUGCAACCAGUUUGGAGGACAGGAACCAGGGACAGAUGCUGAGAUCAAAGAGUUCGCCAAAGGAUACAAUGCAGAGUUCGACCUCUUCAGUAAGAUUGAGGUGAAUGGUGACAAUGCUCACCCCCUCUGGAAGUGGAUGAAGGCACAACCUAAAGGAAAGGGGUUUAUGGGAAAUAACAUCAAAUGGAACUUCACAAAGUUUCUUAUAAACAAGGAGGGGCAGGUGGUGAAGAGAUAUGGCCCAACAGAUGAUCCAAGUGUGGUGGAGAAGGACUUGCCCGAAUACUUAUAAUGCUAACCUCCGUCCUAUGUGAUUAAGUGACUCCUGACCUUCUGCAUGGACUUCAGGGUUUUUGUGUGUGUGUGCCUGGACCAGUGACGGCACUGCCUUUAAACCCAUCAUUGGGAGGGGCAGAGCCUGAUGUUUCCAAGCGUGCAACUUAUCUCCAGAGCCCAUUCACGCAAACCUUGAAUCACCAUAUAAGAGGACAUUCACUAGUUAGCCAAAUUAGAGACAGUUCAUGUCAUACUUAAACCUCAAUAGUCAUUCCUUUUCCUAAUAAGAAUGUCAGCAAAACCUGUUUUGAGUUAAAUACGUUUAAUGUUGGUGUUAUGCAAUAUCACAAACCCCAUUAAUUGCACAGGUUUAUUUAAAGCUACUGAUAAUGUUGUUGCACUGGACAAAAAGUACCAUUACAUCAAGCUUGUAUGCAUUGAAAUUGAGGAAAUAAAGGCUGCCUUGCA
This is a messenger RNA of Cololabis saira (Pacific saury), 1055 nucleotides long. RefSeq names its product phospholipid hydroperoxide glutathione peroxidase-like. Gene Ontology annotation, molecular function: glutathione peroxidase activity. The record is from RefSeq and is a predicted model, not a curated record. Gene Ontology annotation, biological process: response to oxidative stress. The transcript has 7 exons. NCBI's taxonomy places the organism in Eukaryota, Metazoa, Chordata, Actinopteri, Beloniformes, Belonidae.